UCAUUUCCGUGCUUUGUUGAAGCGGAUCGGAGCCCGUUAUCUGAGAAGAGAGUGGGCCCUCGCCAUUUUCCACGUAGGUUUUUGAUGUCGUGCUGAACCUCUGCAGACGACUGAGGAAGUAGAGGUGAUGUCGUACUUUCUUCGCAGUCACGGUCUACGGUGUGUUGGUCUCACAGCUGCUGGUGUUGUGCAGCUUGGCUGCUAUUUCGGUACAAACCACUUGUUGAUGGAGCGAGCUCGUUGUGGCAAAAAGCUUACCGGGAGAUUCAGCAGUGAAACUGGUGUCUGAGCCUCUGACAAACACAUCUAUUAUAUUACAAGUAAUAGACUUGGAGUGACACAAGUGAAAUGGGUGGAAGCUCCAGUCAACCCCAGUCUGCCGACAGGCCGGCAGAGCAAAAUGUUCAGUCCUCUGGUACCGCUGAGCAUCAGGAGAAUGCAUGUUCUGCUGAAUUUCUUGAAUCCCAAAGACGAUGGCAAAGUCACCUUCAUCAAAUGUUGCACAAUGCCCGAAUUCAAGAUAUACCAGGAAUGAGGAGGUCAAAGCACAGCUUUAUGCUGAAUUCCGUCUUGCUGAUGCUUCUGGUGAGCCGAGUUGCAUGUCUACCGGUGAAACCCGUGCCUGAUGACGAUAAACACGAAUUUGAUGCUACAGACUCGGGCCAGCGAGCUGAGGUCCACAGCCGUGAACUGAACAAAAACUUCCAAACCAAUGUUGGCCAGGACAACAGGAACGGAGCUUACAGCCAGCUGCGGGAAAAGGUUGAGACUGGAAAAGUUAACGUGGAUGAAGGAGCUAAGAGUGCCUCUAAUACCCUGGGCAAAAUUAUUGGUGACAGCGUACCCAGUAGAAUGACUGAAGAUCGGAUGUUGACCGCACCUAAAAUGGAGCUGGACACAUUGCAACGAAGCGAAUGGUCUGGUUGGGCGAAGGCGGAAGCUCUCGCAAUGCCUGAUGUUCAAAUCAAAGAAGAGAAGCAGAAGGAAAACAGGAGGAGAAGAUCUACCAGUAACAAUUUCGGCCCAGGCUAUGGGUGGAAAUCCGUUAUUGUUCACAGCACUUCUUUUGGAAAAGAGGUCAGUGGAGACAAGAUAACGAAUAAAGGUCGAACACUAAUGUUACUGGACAGAGAAGCAGACACCUCUGGUGCGAAGAAAACUGCAGUGGAAGUACAACUAUGCCGAUACAUCGGGCUCCCGAUUGGCUUCGCAAUUGUACUUGCUGCAUGUGCAUGGCUCACACGAUGUUGGGAUAGAUGGCGGAAUAGACGGCAUGGUUAUGAACCUGUGGGAGGAGAAAAUAACCGCGAUGAAGAAGAACGUUCAAUUCCAGGACUUGGAGGAGCUACUGUCAGCAGCGAACGAUACCAGGACCCUGGAGGGCUCUUUCAAGGAGAUGGCGCUCAAACGCAACCGACGGACGAGGAUCCCGGACAAGCCCAACGACAGCCUCAACCUCUGGAGCAUGCCCAUGCCGAAGAUGGUCCAGAUAAAAUUACACAAGUAUUUGCGCGAUACACUGAUCUCCAGCUGUGCAGAGUUACGGAAUGCUACCAUGAAGAAUUGAAAUUGGCAAUUGAAGACGUCGUAGAGCACAUUUGUGAGUCGCUCCUCAGGGCAUGGCGGAUGUCAGAAAUAAACUUUGAGGAAAUCAGAAAGUUGAUUGGAAGAAAUCAAAGAAGCGAUGCCUCACAGCACAUUUUGGAAUCAGUACUUGGCGGAGAUACAGAGAACUGUAGAAUGUUCUGGAAUGUACUUCUCGAAAUGCAAAUAAACCAGCAGUAUCUGAUGAAGUUGUUGACGCAGGAUGUCGAGAUAGAUGUGAAACGUCGACACAGAUGCAAUCUCCGAAAUCAGAGUAGGAAACUGAACUUGCCCAAACCAUGUUUAAUUUCUGACAUCUACACUGAGCUAACGAUUACAGUGAUACAAGGUGAACCUCCAAAUUUAAUAGGAGAAACUAAUACACAUAUUUGCGAAGUUCAGCACCAUGAAUUAUUGAAACAAAACAACAGAGAUUCCGAUAUGUCGACGAUCAGCGUCGUCUACGGAGCUGCAGGAACUGGGAAAACGACACUGAUUCAGAAGUUGAUCUAUGACUGGGCGACAGGAAUGAAAUAUGAAGAGUUCAGUUUUGUCCUUCAUUUGAAAAUUCAGAAAUUAAAUGAAAUAAAAGGUCGCAUAACUUUAAGUAGAUUGAUAGUUGACACAUAUCCUUACUUGGAAAAUUAUCUGGAUCGUCUGUGGAAUGAACCCAAAAGAUUAUUGUUUAUAUUUGAUGACCUGGACCAAUUAUAUCGACUAUUUACUCUCUCUGAAACUGGUAGAAACAGCGAUUCACGAUACAGAUGUGUUGACACAGAAUCUGAAUCUUUUGUUUGCGAUAUCCUACGCUGCCUCCUACAGGGAGAAUUACUGAGUGGUUGCUCAGUGCUGAUCACAACCCGAGUUUGGAAACUGAAACUUCUGCAUCACGUAACAGCAGAUUCAACUUUCCAAGUUAUGGGAUUCACUUUUGAGAAAGCAAAAGAAUAUUUUCGCCGUUAUCUCCGCAAUGGACAGAAUGCAAAUGAAGUUGUGGAAUUCAUUGAGCAGAAUGAAUUAUUGUGGAAUAUGUGUAGUGACCCUCUAUUUUGUGUCACCCUCGCCUCGACACUGGAGUCUUUCCAGGCACAAGGAGAAGAGCAGGAAACAAACCUCAUCAUAAGCCAUACCAAGGUGCUCUCUGACUACGUCGCCCAUCUUGUCGCAAAAUGUGAUUACGAUGGUAACACACAUCGGAAGUGUUUAACUACAAUUGGUGAACUGGCAGAAAAGGGAAUUAAAGAAAACACCCUUUCGUUUGAAAGCUACACAUUAGGAGAUCCGGAUUCUUCGACUUCCAUGUUUAUCUCUGCAUUUAUGCACCAGGAUCCAGACAAAAAGAGUGGUAGUGUUAUUUACAAUUUCAGGCACUCCGUUUUACGCGACUUCCUUGCUGCACUUACCAAUGUCCUAAAUGCUUCAAUAUCUCGACUGAAACAGAUACUCGAUGAAAUAUCUAAUGACAUUACAGGGAGAUUCAGUACAUUUUCAAUUUUUCUUUUCGGCCUUUCUUCUCGGAAGUCAAGUGAUCGCCUAGAGUUGGAACUGCAUACAUUCCCUACUGAAGUUACUUCCUGUAUCUCCGACUGGCUCAGGAAUAGCGUCAGUAGACGCUUGAAGGACAUGGACAUGAAGCAUACUCAAAGAAUGUUUCUAUGCAUGCUGUACUGCUUAUUUGAAUUUGGAGACAAUGAAAUAAUGACAGAAGUGCUGAAUCCCAUUACAACCAUUAAAUUAAAUCACCUUCGUCUCAAAUCUCCCGACUGCAUUGUUUUAUCCAGAACUUUAAUCGCCCCUGAAGUGAUUCAAGAGCUGGACCUCAGCUCGUGCUUUGCGCAACCAGAGGAAAUUUGGAAACUGGAACAAGUGCUGUCCAGAUGUGUAAUUCUCAGAUUGAACCAGAAUAACCUACAGGAUUCUGGAGUGAAGCGUCUCUUCGAUGUUCUGAACCAGAGUAAUAUAAGAACGCUGACGCUGAAAUCUAACCAUCUUACAGACAAUUGUCUGGAGAGUGUCUUCGUUGCUCUCACUACGAAUCCUUCGCUGAUGCAGCUGAACCUGAGCAAUUCCAGUCAGGAUGGGGAACAGGUCAAUCAAUUUACUGAUGAAAAACUGCAAUACUAUUCUAAGAGAUCCACUCAGCAGAGAGAAAUCAAAUGGCUACGCAUUAAAGAUAUUGGACAAGACAUCGUACAGUCUGUCACUGAAUCAAAACGUUUAACCCUGAUAACAGAAUGAACGUUUAUAAAACUUUACAUUUGAUAUGGAACAGAACUGGAUAUGGGCAAUUUAGUUCAUCGCAGCCUGGCAAUAUUGCCACGACAUUCGACAUGGUAGAGAACUGAAAACUUAAAAGAAGUUCUUAAACUAGUUUGCAGUUUUGCUCUUUUGAAUUAAUAACAUACCGACGUUGGUAGAAUGGUGGAUUACGUACAUCACUCUAGCCAAUAGUAAUAGAAACAUAGAAACAUAGAAAAUAGGUGCAGGAGUAGGCCAUUCGGCCCUUCGAGCCUGCACCGCCAUUUAUUAUGAUUAUGGCUGAUCAUCCAACUCAGAACCCCGCCCCAGCCUUCCCUCCAUAUCCCCUGACCCCCGUAGCCACAAGGGCCAUAUCUAACUCCCUCUUAAACAUAGCCAAUGAACUGGCCUCAACAGUUUCCUGUGGCAGAGAAUUCCACAGAUUCACCACUCUCUGUGUGAAGAAGUUUUUCCUAAUCUCGGUCCUAAAAGGCUUCCCCUCUAUCCUCAAACUGUGACCCCUCGUUCUGGACUUCCCCAACAUCGGGAACAAUCUUCCUGCAUCUAGCCUGUCCAAUCCCUUUAGGAUCUUAUACGUCUCAAUCAGAUCUCCCCACAAUCUUCUAAAUUCCAACGAGUAUAAGCCCAGUUCAUCCAGUCUUUCUUCAUAUGAAAGUCCUGCCAUCCCAGGAAACAAUCUGGUGAACCUUGUUUGUACUCCCUCUAUGGCAAAGAUGUCUUUUCUCAGAUUAGGGGACCAAAACUGCACACAAUACUCCAGGUGUGGUCUCACCAAGGCCUUGUACAACUGCAGUAGUACCUCCCUGCUCCUGUACUCGAAUCCUCUCGCUAUAAAUGCCAGCAUACCAUUCGCCUUUUUCACCGCCUGCUGUACCUGCAUGCCCACUUUCAAUGACUGGUGUAUAAUGAUACCCAGGUCUCGUUGCACCUCCCCUUUUCCUAAUCGGCCACCAUUCAGAUAAUAAUCUGUUUUCCUAUUUUUGCCACCAAAGUGGAUAACUUCACAUUUAUCCACAUUAAAUUGCAUCUGCCAUGAGGAUUGCCCACUCACCCAACCUAUCCAAGUCACCCUGCAUCCUCUUAGCAACGUCCUCACUGCUAACACUGCCACCCAGCUUCGUGUCAUCCGCAAACUUGUAGAUGCUGCAUUUAAUUCCCUCAUCCAAGUCAUUAAUAUAUAUUGUAAACAACUGGGGUCCCAGCACUGAGCCUUGCGGUACCCCACUAGUCACCGCCUGCCAUUCUGAAAAGGUCCCGUUUAUUCCCACUCUUUGCUUCCUGUCUGCUAACCAAUUCUCCACCCACACCAAUACCUUACCCCCAAUACCGUGUGCUUUAAGUUUGCACACUAAUCUCCUGUGUUGGACCUUGUCAAAAGCCUUUUGAAAAUCCAAAUAUACCACAUCCACUGGUUCUCCCCUAUCCACUCUACUAGUUACAUCCUCAAAAAAUUCUAUGAGAUUCGUCAGACAUGAUUUUCCUUUCACAAAUCCAUGCUGACUUUGUCCGAUCAUAUGGCAAGCAUUUAAAGGUUGCAUGGAUGAACUACAACAAUUGUUCAUCCCAGUUUGGCAAAAGAAUAAAUCAAGGAAGGUAGUGCACCCGUGGCUGACAAGAGAAAUUAGGGAUAGUAUCAAUUUCAAAGAAGAAGCAUACAAAUUAGCCAGAGAAAGUGGCUCACCUGAGGACUGGGAGAAAUUCAGAGUUCAGCAGAGGAGGACAAAGGGCUUAAUUAGGAAGGGGAAAAAAAGAUUAGGAGAGAAAACUGGCGGGGAACAUAAAAACGGACUGCAAAUGCUUUUAUAGAUAUGUAAAAAGGGAAAGACUGGUAAAGACAAAUAUAGGUCCCCUGCAGACAGAAACAGGUGAAUUGAUUAUGGGGAGCAAGGACAUGGCAGACCAAUUGAAUAAUUACUUGGGUUAUGUCUUCACUAAGGAGGACAUAAAUAAUCUUCCAGAAAUAGUAAGGGGCAGGGGGUCCAGUGAGAUGGAGGAUCUGAGCGAAAUACAUGUUAGUAAUGAAGUGAGGGUUCUAUAAAUAGUGAAACGUAUACAAAGAUAGCAGAGAUCUGCAAAGUUUCUAACAUUCUUGGCCUUGCUUUACCUAUUUUAUAGUAAAUUGUAUUUUCUAAUCUGGUAUCAGGGUCUUAGAUCGAGGCAACACUCAUAACACGCUGGCGGAACUCAACAGGUCGGGCAGCAGCAGUGGAAAAGAUCCGUCUUUCUUUAUCGUUACCUUACUGGUUUUUCUCCUGGAACCUACCAGCCUUCUCCUUCCCACCCUCCCCCCACCUUCUUUAUAGGGCCUCUGCCCCUUCCCCCUACAGUCCUGACGAAGGGAUGCGGCCCGAAACGUCGACCGAUCUUUUCCACUGAUGCCUGACCUGUUCAGUUUCUCCAGCGUGUUGUGAGUGUUGAUUUGACCCCAGCAUCUGCAGAUUAUUUUGUAUCUUAGAUCGAGGCAUUACCCAGUGCUUGGAUAAUUGAAACACCGGCCCUGGCAGCCCGAAUUUCGGGGUCAGAGGAGAGGGUCCGGUUGAUUUAGCUCGAACUCCCGCAAUGUUCUGCCCUCUCUCCGGCGACUGUCUGUUCUGCGAAUUUUGCGGCUUUUUUGUGGCAUAAAUAUGAUCAACUGAGAUUAUCAUCAUCAGUCGACAUGGGCCUAAACCGGGUGCUACGUCGAGGCGAUCUUAGGAAUCAAUAUGGUUCGAAAUGUCCUUUGCAUCAUGUGUGCGGCUCUUCCCUUUCUUUUAUGCGUCUUUCUUCCUUAAUUGCCUUCUUCGCGUUUUUUGCUUUGUGACUGUCUUUAAGUAAACAAAUCUUACCGUGUAUAAUUUUAUACAUUAUUUGAUUAUAAAUGUAUUUGAAUCUUACGUCUCAAAUUUUGUUGUCAACCUUUGUAUCAAAGCUGUGUGCAGGUAAUAAUUAAAAAUCAGGAGGAAAUCCGCAGGUGCUGGGAAUCCAAUCAGCAUACACCAAAUACUGGAGGAGUUCAACAGGCCAGGCAGCAUCUAUUGAAAAGAGGAAACGGGGGACGGUUGGGGCCGAGACUGUUCAGCAGGACUGCAUAAAAAAAAAAAGAAAGAUGAAGAGUUAUGGUUAAAAGGUGCAAGGAGGGGUGGAAGCAACACAAUUUGAAAGGUGAACCUGGGAGAGUAGAUGGGGAGAGUAAAGAGCUGACAACUUUAUUGUUGAAACAGAUACAGGGCUGCAUAAGAGGGGAUCUAAUAGGAGAGGACAGAAGGCCACGGAAGAAAUAAAAAGGGGAGAAGCACCAGCACAAGAGGAAGGCGAUGGGCAGGCAAGGACAUAAGGUGAGAUAGGGAGAAGGUUGGGACUGGAGAAGGGGUGGGGGUUCUCAUCAAUGGGUUCCAGAAAUUGAUGUUCAUGACGUCAGGUUGGAAGCUUCCGAGAUAAAAUAUAAGAUGUUGCUUCCACAUCUUUCGAGCCAUUCAUCCCUCCCCGCUGAUCUCCCUCCUGACACUUAUCCGAAGAGACAGGUAUUGCUUUAAUGUUAUUUUUCCUGGCAGAUUGACAGAAGGUAGUCCGGAUCAAAUUGUACAAACAUUGGAUAGAAUCACCGAUCUCCAGCUGCACAAUACUUCGUUAAACGGCCAUUAGCGACUGGAAUCGGCAAUUAAAGAUGUCGUGGAGAACAUUAGUGAGUCGUCAUAAGUGAAGGAAUUAAACCUCGAGCAAUACAUAACGUCUUUAGGCGUGCUAUAUUAAGGCAGAUCUACGACAUAUUGUGAAGUCUGCUUAAACUUUGCCAAUGAACAAUGUAGCCAUUAUUACUAAUUGUCAGAUUUAUUUUCAAAAGCAAAUUGUUAAUAUGAAAAUUAUAAUCCUUGUUUUGAAGCUGAAACUUCAAGCCAACAUCUUUUGUGCAUUGCUGUGUUUACCUGUUUGCAGGUCGAGGUGUUCCGCCAGACGAUCAGAACGGUAGGUAUAAGUGGUGGUAGUGUGGCAAUUGCCGGCUGCUCCUUCCAUAAGACCAUAAGAUAUAGGAACAGAAGUAAGGCAUUCGGCCCGUCGAGUCUGCUCCUCCAUUCAAUCAUGGGCUGAUCCAAUUCUUCCAGCCAUUCCCACUUCACUGCCUUCUCCCCAUAACCUUUGAUGCCCUGGCUAAUCAAGAAUAUAUGCAUCUCUGUCUUAAAUACACCCAAUGAUUUAGACUCCACAGCCGCUCGUGGCAGCAAAUUCCACAGAUUUACCACCCUCUGACUACUACACAGGUAUAUGGAGGAAUUUAAGGUGGGGGGGUGGUUAUAUGGGAGGUAGGGUUUGAGUUGCGGUACAACAGUGUAGGCCGAAGGGCCUGUAAUGUGCUGUACUAUUCUAUGUUCUAUGUAAAGUAAUUUCUUCGCAUCUCUGUUCUAAAUGGAUGUCCUUCAAGCCUAAAGUCGUGCCCUCUUGUCCCAGACUCCCCUAGCAUGGGAAAUAACUUUGCUAUAUCUAAUCUGCUCAGUCCUUUUAAUAUUCCGAAUGUUUCGAUGAGGUGACCCACAUUCUGCUGUACUCCAGGGAAUACAGCCAGGUGUUCCUCAUACGCUAACCCUUUCAUUCAGGCAACGUUUGCUUGAAUCUUCUCAGAACCCUCUCCAAUAUCAGUAUAUUCUUUCUAAAAUAAGGAACCCAAAACCGCUUCAGAAAACUCCAAGUGUGGUCUCACAAGUGCCUUAUAGAGCCUCAACAAGCACUCCUCCCGCACAAGGGCUCCUAAGUCCCUUUGCAUCUCUGGAUUUUGAAUUCUCUCCCCAUCUAAAUAAUAUUCUGCCCGUUUAUUUCAUUCAGCAAAGUCGAUGGUCAUUCCAUUUUAUUUCAUUUACUACUACUUUGCUCAUUCCCCUGAACUAUCUAAGUCUCUCUGCUUCCUCAGGACUACCCGCUCCUCUACCUAUCUUUGUAUCAUCGGAAAAAAUACUCACAAAUUCAUUAAUACCAUAACCCUUAUAAUCAUUGACAUACAUCGUAAAAAGCAGCAACACCGACCCCUGUGGAUCUCCAGUGGUAACCGGCAGCCCGCCAGAAAUGUUUCCCUUUAUAUGCACUGUCUGUUUUCUGCCGAUCAGCCAAUGCUCCACGCAUGCAAGUAACCUCCUUGCAAUUCCAUGGGCUCCUAUCUUGCUGAGCAGCCUAAUAUGUCUCACCUUGUCAAACGC
Molecule: messenger RNA, 9005 nt
Organism: Mobula hypostoma (lesser devil ray)
Lineage: Eukaryota; Metazoa; Chordata; Chondrichthyes; Myliobatiformes; Myliobatidae
Product: NACHT, LRR and PYD domains-containing protein 6-like
Exons: 15
Coding region: 349-3822 (1157 amino acids)
Biological process (GO): positive regulation of inflammatory response
Cellular component (GO): cytoplasm
Source: RefSeq, a predicted model, not a curated record